Molecule: messenger RNA, 774 nt
Organism: Zasmidium cellare ATCC 36951
Lineage: Eukaryota; Fungi; Ascomycota; Dothideomycetes; Mycosphaerellales; Mycosphaerellaceae
Exons: 2
Coding region: 1-774 (257 amino acids)
Source: RefSeq, a predicted model, not a curated record
AUGACGCUCACUACUACUGCCGCAUUGCUUGCUUGUGCUACAGCAGCAUACGCACAAGGCUUUGGCGGCUACGGUGGUAACAAUCCAUAUUCCAAUGGCGGCGACAGCAGCAACGACAACGAUGGAGACAACAACAAUCCAUUCAGCGGCGGCAACUCCGGCUUCAGCUUUGGCGGCUUCAACCUCUCCCACUACCACACGGUCGUGAUAGCCCACGCUGUCCUGGCAUGUCUGGCGUUCGCAUUUCUAUUCCCAGUUGGCGGAAUCAUGAUCAGGCUUGCAUCGUUCAGAGGGCUCUGGUUCGUCCAUGGAAUCUUCCAAAUUGUUGCGUAUAUUUUCUAUAUCGCAGCGUUUGGCCUUGGAAUCUAUAUGAUCAACUCAAGUCCAUUCGAGAACAUGAUCGACAACGCUCACCCGAUCAUCGGGAUUGUCCUCUUUGUCGCGCUCUUCUUCCAGCCGUUCCUCGGAACCCUCCACCACCUGUUCUUCAAGAAGCAUAGCAGACGUGGAUCCUUCAGCUACGCCCACAUCUGGCUCGGUCGAAUUCUAAUCACAUUGGGCAUCAUCAACGGAGGGCUUGGUCUACAAUUUGCGCAGCGUUUCAGGCUUGCACCGCCCACUACUGGUGCCAUCAUUGGCUACGGUGUCGUUGCUGGAUUGAUUUGGUUGAUUUAUGUGAUCUCUGCAUUUGUUGGCGAGCGACGACGGCACUCUACGAGAGAGCUUUCUCCUCCACCUUACAAGGAGGAAUACAAACCACGACAGUACGCGUAG